Molecule: messenger RNA, 1833 nt
Organism: Cladocopium goreaui
Lineage: Eukaryota; Dinophyceae; Suessiales; Symbiodiniaceae
Source: the annotation of a GenBank genome assembly
GUUACCACCUUCGCACGCUCUCCUUCACAAGACCAUCGGCACUUCAGAGUCAUGAUGUUCGACAUGGAGUACCUUUCCAAGAGCAAAGCUCCCAGCAGCCCAAAACCCUCGGGCACAGCCAAGCGACCUGUGCUCGGACGAAAGAGGGAUACCGCGAAGACUUCCAAGGUGGUGAAUCUGGAGGAGUUCUGCGCACGUGUGGUGGUGGAUGAUCUUAUCCAGGGAGCGCUGAAGGACGAUGCGCGGAAUGCGGCAGAGGAUCUCUUCUUUGAUGAGGAUGAGUUCCCGGAGCUGGUGGAGAAGUACGACGACUACGAUGAAGACGACGUGGUGAGCCUGGCAGGUCAAAGCGAUUCCGAUGAGGAGGAGCUUGAGAAUUUUAAUUUGGUGUGCCAGGUCACCAAGCGUGCUGUGAAGGGAGCCAUGCAGGAUGACUUCCAUGGUAUUGACUUUGGCAAGGCCGUUGAGGAUGCCUCAAGGGAUGCCUCAACGGCGGAUUCGACGGAUGGCUUUUGCGAGGUCGUGGACCUCAGCGAUGAGGAAGUCGAUUCUGAAGGGGACGCUGUGCCGCAGACUGAUAUUGCACCCGAAGCAGCGCCAGUCAAAGAGUCGGUGGCCACGAGUCCUCCAAAAUUCCACAUGUUGCCGUCCGUGGGUACCUGGAUGGUGCCAUCCUUCCGUGCACCAGUGACUCCAGUCCCAGCGGCACCCGAAGCAGCACCAGUCAAAGAGUCGGUGGCCACGAGUCCUCCAAAAUUCCACAUGUUGCCGUCCGUGGGUACCUGGAUGGUGCCAUCCUUCCGUGCACCAGUCACUCCAGUCCCAGCGUUAAAGGAUGUCAAAGGCAAGAACCGUGACACUUUUGACAUCAGGGCUCUGGUCUUUUCUUCCAAGGCACCCGAAGCAGCACCAGUCAAAGAGUCAGUGGCCACGAGUCCUCCAAAAUUCCACAUGUUGCCGUCCGUGGGUACCUGGAUGGUGCCAUCCUUCCGUGCACCAGUCACUCCAGUGCCAGUUGCACCGCCAGCGCCAAGCGUGGAGAGUUCUUCGGCGAUGCGGAAGAGCAGCAGCGUCACCAAGAUGAAGCGUCGCAUCAUCGGUGCCACGGUGCCGGCCGUUGCUCGUGCUCCGGCGGAAUCGUUGCCCGUGGAUCCGGCCCCACCCAGCGGAAGCCGGGCGGGGAUCAAUUGGUUCUUGGCCGGCUCGGUGGCGAAUGGCUUGCGUUCGCAGAAGGAGGUCAUGACGUUCAACAUGGCGGAAGACGACCAAGUUGAGGAGCUGCGGUAUCGUUUGAUCCAAAACGCUCCAGCUUUUUGGGAGAAGCGCCCCGGCCUGGCCCGAAAGAGUAGCAUUACGGCCAUGUUCGAGGUGUCCGUGCUGGAAACUUUCGGGGGGCCCUGGGAGCCUGGGAGCCCAGCCUGUUUCAUCACCGUGCCCGGCGUGCCCGAGUUUGACCCACCGGAGACCCACUGGACGAACCGACCACGGCUGAUGAAUGACGUGUCACCCGACCGCGCGCCUUGGCGACAUGGCCGUCUUGGCGUCCAACAGCACACUGAGACUGGCCUCAUGCGCGAUCGUUUGUACGGGCUGCCCUUCACCCUCAAAGCGCUGGCGCAAAGCGGUGGCGCGGAUCUGUGCACAGAAGGCAGUCUUGCAUGCCUUAGAGCCAGAACCGGCUUGGAGAGAGUGGCGGCCCUAUGUCGCCCUGUUGGUCAGCGGCUUCUUCUUCUCUCCCAUCUCGCAGGCCAUCCUCGUGACGAGUGUGGAUGUGACCCGCCUGAGUGUCGCACGCAAGCCCCAGAUCCUGAUCGAGCCAUGAAAAAGUUAUAG